AUGCUGCACGUUCGGGACAUUACGACUUGGCUACGUACCAUUGGUUCAGCCAUGCAGACGCAAAUGUAUCUUGCAGCUGCGGCCAGCCCACGGCGCCUGAACGCUUCCUGGAAUGUACUAAGCCCAGCCCGAGUCUUCCCCCAGUUCCAGAUUCUUUUGGCCAUCCGACAAAAUUCCAUCUAG
Blumeria graminis f. sp. triticale is the source of this 183-nucleotide messenger RNA. Lineage: Eukaryota; Fungi; Ascomycota; Leotiomycetes; Helotiales; Erysiphaceae. The record is from the annotation of a GenBank genome assembly.